Messenger RNA from Echinococcus granulosus, 300 nucleotides. RefSeq lists its product as hypothetical. The transcript is spliced from 3 exons. The record is from RefSeq and is a predicted model, not a curated record. Bases 1 to 300 code for a protein of 99 amino acids. NCBI's taxonomy places the organism in Eukaryota, Metazoa, Platyhelminthes, Cestoda, Cyclophyllidea, Taeniidae.
AUGCGGGGUGUGGCCUCACCCUCGGCGCCGCAUGGAAUACUUGAUUCACCAAUGGCUGUCAGUCUGAUGCUUCCACGCAUGUUACAACCGAGAGGCACAUGUAAGGCAGUUCCCUUGAAAAUCCUCAAGGCAAAGUCCGGUGUUGGCACAUCUGCACCGAACGUAGCAUCGUACUUCAAGGAGCCAGGGACUGCUGAUGCCUACCUUAUUGGGCAGACGGUGGAGGUAAAUAGCGACUCUCUGUGCAGUGGGUGCGUGGCAUACGACACAGGUCAAACCCAGCAGAGCUACCUUGUUUGA